UUACUCAGGCUGCAGGAUGAGAUUGGCCUCCGACAGGAUGCAGAGAACAAUUUGAAUUCCUACAGACAGGAUGUGGAUGAGGCGGCUCUAAAUCGUGUCCAGUUAGAGAGGAAGAUUGAUGCUCUGCAGGAUGAGAUUAACUUCCUGAAGAAAACUCACGAGGAGGAGCUGCGUGAGUUACAGGAGCAGAUCAUGGCCCAGCAGGUGCAUGUUGAUCUGGAUGUAUCCAAACCAGACCUGACUGCUGCUCUUAGGGACAUCAGGGUCCAGUAUGAAACCAUGGCCAACUCAAACAUGCAGGAGACGGAGGAGUGGUACCGAUCCAAGUUUUCUGACCUGACAGAUGCAGCCAACAGAAACACUGAAGCCCUGCGCCAGGCCAAACAGGAGGCAAAUGAAUACCGCCGUCAGAUCCAAGUGUUGACCUGCGAUCUUGAGGCUCUCCGUGGUACA
This is a messenger RNA of Plectropomus leopardus (leopard coralgrouper), 453 nucleotides long. The record is from RefSeq and is a predicted model, not a curated record. NCBI's taxonomy places the organism in Eukaryota, Metazoa, Chordata, Actinopteri, Perciformes, Serranidae.